AUGCUUCGAAACUUUACUAAAUUGGUGCAAAUUCAAAAAGCUAAAUUCGCUUCUGCUGCAGCCCCUGCACCUCAAACUAAGCCAGAAAUUUUAUAUACUGGGUUGUUCAUUAACAAUGAAUGGGUAAAAUCUUCUGAUGGUAAAGCUUUUAAAACUGAAAAUCCAGCCACUGAGGAAGUCAUUGCUGAAGUACAGCAGGCAGGCAAAGCAGAUGUGGAUAAAGCUGUAAAGGCAGCCAAAGAUGCUUUCAAGUUUGGAUCCCCAUGGAGGAGGAUGGAUGCUUCAGAGAGGGGUUACUUGAUCAACAAAUUGGCUGACCUCAUUGACAGAGAUAGAGUAUACUUGGCUAGCCUGGAGACCCUGGACAACGGCAAACCGUACACCGCCGCGUACUAUGGCGACGUUGCCGCUCUGUCGAAGAUCCUGCGCUACUACGCCGGCUGGGCGGACAAGAACCACGGUUACGUGCUGCCUGCCGACGGCAACUACUUCGCGUACACUCGCCACGAGCCCGUCGGUAUCUGCGGUCAGAUCAUCCCUUGGAACUUCCCGCUCCUGAUGGCCGGCUGGAAACUCGGACCUGCCCUCGCCACUGGCAACACCUUGAUCCUGAAGCCGGCAGAGCAGACGCCGCUCACCGCUCUAUACGUGGCCCAACUAGUCAAGGAAGCCGGUUUCCCGCCGGGCGUAGUCAACGUGUUGCCUGGCUAUGGCGACACUGGCGCCGCCAUCGUCGACCAUCCGGAUGUCGAUAAGAUCGCUUUUACGGGGUCCACGGAGGUGGGCAAGGCGAUCCAGCGCGGCGCGGCCGGCACCGUGAAGCGGCUGACGCUGGAGCUGGGCGGGAAGUCGCCCAACGUGGUGCUCGCCGACGCCGACCUGGACUACGCGGUGGAGAAGGCGCACAUGGCGGUCUUCUACAACAUGGGCCAGUGCUGCUGCGCAGGCAGCCGCACGUACGUCGAGGCGCCGAUCUACGACAAGUUCCUGGAGCUGAGCGCGGAGCGGGCGAAGCGGCGAGUGGUGGGCGACCCGUUCGACGCGGCCACCGAGCAGGGGCCGCAGGUGGAUGCGGAGCAGAGGGCGCAGGUGCUGCGCUUCAUCGAGAGCGGGCGGCAGCAGGGGGCGCGGCUGGUGGCAGGGGGCGGGCCGGCCGGCGCCAGGGGACACUUCGUCCAGCCGACCGUGUUCGGCGACGUGCGCGACCACAUGGAGAUCGCGCGCCGCGAGAUCUUCGGGCCCGUGCAGCAGAUCAUGCGCUUCGAGCGGCUCGACGAGCUGCUCGAGCGCGCCAACGACUCAAACUACGGCCUCGCCGCCGCCGUCUUCACCCGCGACCUGGACAAGGCCAACCACCUCAUACAGGGCCUGCGCGCCGGCACCGUGUGGGUGAACGACUACAACGUGUUCGGCAGCCAAGUGCCGUUCGGCGGCUACAAGGAGUCCGGCCUGGGGCGAGAGAACGGGCCCUACGGCAUCAGCAACUACACGGAGGUCAAGGCGGUCGUCGUCAAGCUCACCGAGAAGAACUCG
Molecule: messenger RNA, 1533 nt
Organism: Iphiclides podalirius (scarce swallowtail)
Lineage: Eukaryota; Metazoa; Arthropoda; Insecta; Lepidoptera; Papilionidae
Source: the annotation of a GenBank genome assembly